Emiliania huxleyi CCMP1516 is the source of this 845-nucleotide messenger RNA. RefSeq lists its product as hypothetical. The transcript has a single exon. The annotation marks the transcript as partial. Lineage: Eukaryota; Haptophyta; Isochrysidales; Noelaerhabdaceae. The record is from RefSeq and is a predicted model, not a curated record.
GCCGGGUUGUGUGUGAGAGCUGGGGGGGAGUCCGCUCCGCUAUGCCUGGCUAUUCGUACCUGCAGCCGCCGCUGCAGCAGCGCGACGUCGAUCUCGACCGCGGCGGCAUCGUGCUCGUACGACCGCACCACGCCGAGGAGCUCCGACUCGUCGAGCCGGUUGCGGUGCGUGUGCCUACCCCACGCCCGCCGGUGUGACCACGGCGCCGCCCGCCGCACAGCUUCGCGCAGCUGCGGGCGGUGGGUGCCGCAGCGCCGUCCAAGUCUUCUCAGCGACGCGCCCGUCGACCCGCAAGCCGCACUGCGCCUGCGAGAGCUCGACGGCGGCCGUCAUCCCUCGGCUGCAUCUCGGCUUCACCUCGGCUCCACCUCGGCUACAUCUCGGCUUCACCUGGGUUGCACUUCGGCUGCAUCUCGGCUUCACCUGGGCUGCACUUCGGCUACAUCUCGGCUUCACCUGGGCUGCACUUCGGCUACAUCUCGGCUUCACCUGGGCUGCACUUCGGCUACAUCUCGGCUCCACCUGGGCUGCACUUCGGCUACAUCUCGGCUCCACCUGGGCUACACUUCGGCUACAUCUCGGCUGCACCUCGGCUACAUCUCGGCUGUAUCCGCGCCUGGAAGAGCUCGAGGCAUUGCUGCGUCAGCGGCCUAUAGUGCAGCUAUAGUGUGAGUACACCAACAUUUUGGGCGGGAGUACGGUCUCGUGCCGCGUACUCGGAGCACCGCGUGAAUACACGCGGCUACGAAUACCGCUGAAUACGGCCGCAGACAGCCGAGUGCGUCUCCUCUCGAGUGCCAGUUGGGACUGCAGCGGUCCCCAUCCCGCUUCUAGGCUCCUCGGCC